This is a messenger RNA of Anoplopoma fimbria (sablefish), 3096 nucleotides long. It is a transcript of the gene zdhhc18a, whose product is annotated as zinc finger DHHC-type palmitoyltransferase 18a. Bases 278 to 1678 code for a protein of 466 amino acids. Gene Ontology annotation, biological process: protein targeting to membrane; peptidyl-L-cysteine S-palmitoylation. The transcript is spliced from 9 exons. Gene Ontology annotation, cellular component: endoplasmic reticulum; Golgi apparatus. The record is from RefSeq and is a predicted model, not a curated record. Gene Ontology annotation, molecular function: protein-cysteine S-palmitoyltransferase activity. Lineage: Eukaryota; Metazoa; Chordata; Actinopteri; Perciformes; Anoplopomatidae.
UGAACUCCCCUUUAGAAGCUCAAGCAAAAAAAAACCCGUCUGUCGCUGCUGAGUUUACAGUAAAGACGUACUAGUGUAGUUACACAUGGCUUUAAUGUAACUCUAGAAGAUGGUAGUUCAACUUAAGCCAACUUUGAAGCGGAGGAGACAGCGCCUGCUGGUCCGCUAGCUAGCUAGCUAGCCAGCUAGCGUUAGCAUCCAGGAUGAGAGUACAGCCUCUGGAGAAAUGAGAGUUUUGUGAGUGCCUUUGUCCAACACUGUGUUUUACGUUUACACGAUGAAGAACUGCGAGUACCAGCAGAUAGACCCGAGGGCUCUGUCGGUGCUGCCCUCGUCAAACUCGCAGAACCACGCCGAGAACAACGCGCAGCGGUCGGGGAGGAAAUGGGAAGUGUUCCCGGGGAAGAACCGGUUCUUCUGCGACGGCCGGAUCAUCGUGGCCAGACAGAGCGGUGUCCUUCCGCUGACACUGGGCCUGAUUGUUGUCACUUGUGGCCUUUUCUUUGCAUUCGAUUGCCCUUUCCUAGUGGAGCAUCUGACUGUCUUUAUACCUGUGAUCGGUGGGGCUCUUUUCUUGUUCGUGGUCAUCUCCCUGCUGAGAACCAGCUUUACAGACCCAGGCAUCUUACCUAGGGCCACCCCGGAUGAAGCAGCAGACGUCGAGAAGCAGAUAGAUACCUCAGGAUCUUCUACGUAUCGCCCCCCUCCGCGAACCAAGGAGAUCCUCAUCAACCAGCAGGUGGUAAAGCUCAAAUACUGCUUCACUUGUAAAAUGUUCCGCCCUCCUCGGACCUCCCACUGCAGCCUCUGUGACAACUGUGUGGAACGAUUUGAUCACCACUGCCCGUGGGUGGGGAACUGUGUGGGCAAACGCAAUUACCGUUUUUUCUACAGCUUCAUCAUCUCUCUGUCUUUUCUGACAUCAUUCAUAUUUGGCUGUGUCGUCACGCACAUCACCCUGCGUUCUCAAGAAGGUAACAGCCUUAUUCAAGUCAUUCAAGAGAGCCCUGCAAGUGUGGUGGAGUUGGUGAUUUGUUUCUUCUCCAUCUGGUCUGUUCUGGGCCUCUCGGGCUUCCACACGUACUUGGUAGCCUCCAACCUCACAACAAAUGAGGAUAUAAAGGGCUCCUGGUCAAGUAAAAGGUGUACCGAGGAGUCUGGGAACCCGUACAGUUACAAUAAUAUUAUAACCAACUGCUGUGUGACGUUAUGUGGCCCAAUGCCCCCAAGUCUGAUUGACAGAAGAGGUUUCCUGUCUCUCGUUGAGGCGAUCCCUGCUGCGUCGGCCGCGGACAUAGAGCUGCCUCCCUUUCCGGCCAAGAAUGACGCCAACAUGUGCACUCAGAGCACCAAGGAUGUGCUGGAAAGGAUGGUCCACUCAUUUGACUCUCAUAGCCUGUGCCCCCCUGGAGCUCCAAAGACCACCCCUCUGGGCGUAGAGGUUUCCAGCACGGCAUCGCCUCCCACGGAGCCUUCCCCCUCCGCUGGCUGCUUCCGGCUGCACGCCCGCCAGCCUGUGGCUGCUCCAUGCCCCCCGCUCAGCAGGAGCAGCAAGAGGAGGGACUCGCUACACUCCAGCAACCCAGCCUUCCGCCUGGCUUCUCCCUCCCCGUCGUUGAGCCGCACUACGUUGAUUCUAGGCGAUGCACCUGACGUUGGCUUUAUCCCGCGACCUUGAGUACACCCAGUAACCAUAAGAGAACAGGAGGAGUCGCUCGUUGUCGCUUUUGCAUAGUGGUGGUCAUGCUGUGUGUUGCCGUUUGGUAUCUCAAGAUCUGAUGAGUUGAUUAAGCAUUACCUGGAGGUUUUUUUGUUUUUUAUGUUCUGUGAGUUUUAUCAACAAUGUCCUACCAUACUAUACGUGUCCUUCAGGAUGAAGGUAAAUCUUAGUAAUACUUUGAAGCACAAUAUAGAGAUAUUUUUUUAACACCUUUUUAUUAAGACACCCAGAACAUGCCUCCACACCUUUCCACUAAACCUCAAGCCAUACGUCACAGCCGCAGUGUUUAAGUUCUUGCUGAUAUAUUAUGCAAACAGGUCUUUAAAUCCUGGAACACGUACAGAAAGACUAGAUUUACUGAACUGGCAUGAAUAGCAUUCGCACUGAAUAGUGAGCCAUUUCAGAAUUAUCAACUCCAAAGUUGGCCUUACAUCAUGUCCCAUCAUUUCUUGUCAUAUUGACCUACAUCAUCCCAAUGUCAUCUGGUGUAACCAGCUUGACAGUAUUCAGAUUAAUGAGUUUGAAGAGGGAGCGCAAGGUGCAGUUUUUAUUUAAUUUCAGUGUUUGCUUGCUGUAUUUUGUAGUCAGUUCUGCAUGUUGUGUAUAUCAGAGGCUCUUUAGCUAUAUGGUACAUAUAUUGAGGUGUAUCACUCUAGGAGACUAACAUUGAAACAGGUAAAAGUGACUGAAUUUGUCCAGAUAUUUUUAACGUAUGACUGGGUACUUGUGAUGAAAGAAUUUCUCUCUAUAUUUUAUAAUUUCCAUAUUUUUCUUGCUUUCUUAUUUGUUGGGUGUCAAACCCAAGUAUUUAGAUCAAAAUCAAAUUUGCUGCUGCCCACCAAGGCUUGGAUUGCAGUAUUGAUCUCUGACACACUGUUUCCUAUUAAUGUGCUUUACUGGGAUGCUUUCAGUGAGCUUCUGUUUUUUGUUUUACAUGCUCAUUGUCAUGGCCGUGACCUUUUUGUCUUCUUGCUGGAUGAAACUUAACCCUCUGUCUGUGUUGGGGGAGUACAAUAAUAGUAAACGGCAGCAGGUAGUUUGUGCCACCAGGGGGCAGCAUGUGAAUACAGAUUGCAGCCCGGUCAGAGGACAGUUUAGUUACAUGACAACCAUUAGACGAAAGGCCUUUUGAUGUAUUAUUAUUAUUUUUUGUAAUGGAGCGUUGAAGCUGUACAUAGGUUGUGAGUUUGUGAAGAACCACGUUGCCAUAGUCAGUGGGUCGUUCAUUUAUCACUCUGCAUCAAGACCCAUAGGUUGUGUAGACAUUUGACAUUUACAAGCAGUGCUUGUAUGAACAAACUUGUUUGUUUGUAUUUUGUAGGAUGUAACAGUGGAACUGUAUCACAUGGUCAAUAAAAAUGAUCACCUGUGUUGAU